Truncatella angustata is the source of this 1452-nucleotide messenger RNA. RefSeq lists its product as uncharacterized. The transcript has a single exon. NCBI's taxonomy places the organism in Eukaryota, Fungi, Ascomycota, Sordariomycetes, Amphisphaeriales, Sporocadaceae. Bases 1 to 1452 code for a protein of 483 amino acids. The record is from RefSeq and is a predicted model, not a curated record.
AUGUAUCGCGACUUCAGCUCCCAGAAAAGCGGUAGUAGAGGAAGCAACAACAAUUUCGGACAAAGGUCCCAGUUUACGAAAACCACGUCUGGUCUUAAUUGGAGAGGGAGCCACCGGUGGGACAAGAGUGCUCAGGGAGGCCUGCCUGUCGCAGACGAGGCCCCGAUCGGGCCCCUUGUUACUGAGAUGAAAGUGGAAGACCUCAAACUUCCUCCAGUUUCAGCUUCUGGUGCAAAGAUAACUGAUGUCGAAGUUGUGGCUUCAUACUCUCUGGUUGGACCAAAGUCCCCAACAAUCAUUGUGCCAGGUAAUCUACACCGGUGCCCUCUAUACGCGUUCAUUGCAUUGACCUAUAAUCCAGGAGAACCAGCUCUAUGGACCCCACCAGCGCUCCCGGUCCAGCUCAAACAAGAUCAAGGAGAGUUUUUACGUGACAUGAAUGGGGCAUACUUUCCUGACUUCCCCAUGUUACCCACGGUGCAGUCAGUAUUCGCCUUGAAUAAAUCGUUCGAGCCUUCUAGUGUGAACGUCGUAGGAUGUGCGAGUUCUCUGGGAAACCUUCUCCGUGCCGCUCGCUCGGCAGAAGCUUCGUUUCGCUUCGACGUUGAGCUCGUCGGGGAUACGCUCUUCAUCGUUAGAAAUGCCAAGGACGAGAAAAUUCCAGACGUUCGAGGUUACGGUCAUUCGUUUCUUGAGAACUUUACAACUUACGCAGACGUAUUCAACAAGACUAAGUCCCACCAGCGUAUCAUCAAGUAUCACUUCGCUGGGCUCGACUAUCUUGUGAGGUUUGAGUCUGACGGCUGUGAGAGCAGGAAUGAUGAGAAAGCACUUUCCCAAGACCAGAGGGCAGCCAUGCUUGGGCCGGCCGUAAAAGGUGCAGUUAAGAUGGACAUUAAUGGUACCAUCAUUCCUCAAGAGUCGGUUCUCGAGGUCAAGACGCGUUCUCGGCUAAGAGGCAGUAUUGAUCUCUCAGAGCAUCUUCCACGACUUUGGGUACGUCAGAUACGCAAACUAGUCACCGGUUACCACGAGCGUGGCGUCUUUGCAGAUGUCCAGAAGAUCGACGUAGGUGAAAGAGUCCAAGAUUGGGAGAAGGGGAGCCAAGCAGAGCUGCGAAAGUUUGCCGCAAUCGUGAACUGGUUGGUGGAAGAGGUCAAGAGGGCUAAGCAUGCGAGUCUUGAGGUCUAUCGUCGUGAUACUGGUCCUUUGCAGCUGCGGGAGCAUGUGGGAAAGCAACGACGAGCUCUACCGGAUCAAUGGUGUGAUAAUUGGGCAGGUUUAUCCCUGCAUCAAUCCAGUGGCGAAGAGUCAAGCGACUCAGAAAACGAUCAAGGAUACCCUACAGUGCGUAAUUUAAAGGCACCUGGGGAUUCGAGUGAUGAGGCUGAUGCAGGCGUUGACUAUACGGCGUGCGAUCUUGACUGUGGAUACUGUGGCCUCUGUGCCUAA